AUGGUGAAUGAAGAGCUCAAGCAGGAGGAGGGCUAUGGCGCCCCAGCGCAAGAGUCUGCACCCCACGGAGACCCCGGCGACUCUGCCCACCCCGGCGUGUUGGCAGAUCCUAGCACGUCUCUCCAUCCCAGCGUCUCCAUCCAUCCCAGCGUCUCCAUCCACCCUAGUGUCUCGGCCUACCCCAGUGCCUUGGCCCGCCCCAGUGGCUUGUCCCACCCCAGUGGCUCUGGCCCAGAAGACCUCAGUGUGAUCAAGGUGAGCAAGCGCCGCUGGGCCGUGGUCCUGGUGUUCAGCUGCUAUUCCAUGUGUAACGCCUUCCAGUGGAUCCAGUACGGUUCCAUCAACAACAUCUUCAAGAACUUCUACGGGGUCACUGCCUUUGCCAUCGACUGGCUGUCCAUGUGCUACAUGGUGACCUACAUCCCCCUGCUCCUGCCGGUGGCCUGGCUGCUGGAGAGAUUCGGACUGCGCACCAUCGCCCUCACCGGCUCGGCUCUCAACUGCCUGGGCGCCUGGGUGAAGUUGGGCAGCCUGCGGCCGCAUCUCUUCCCAGUCACCCUGCUCGGUCAGAUCAUCUGCUCCGUGGCCCAGGUCUUCAUCCUGGGCAUGCCCUCCCGUAUCGCUUCUGUCUGGUUCGGGGCUAAUGAAGUUUCAACGGCCUGCUCAGUGGCUGUCUUUGGCAAUCAGCUUGGAAUCGCAAUUGGGUUCUUGGUCCCUCCUGUUUUAGUACCCAACAUCAAAGACCAGGACCAGCUUGCCUAUCACAUCAGCAUUAUGUUCUACAUAAUAGGAGGUGUGGCCACUCUGCUUUUCAUCCUUGUCAUCAUUGUAUUUAAGGAGAAGCCCAAACAUCCCCCCAGCAGGGCCCAGUCCUUGAGCUAUGCACUGGCAUCUCCUGAUGCAUCAUAUUUCAGUUCCAUUGUCCGGCUCUUCAAAAACCUCAACUUUGUGCUGCUUGUCAUCACCUACGGUCUGAAUGCUGGUGCUUUUUAUGCCUUGUCCACUCUACUGAAUCGCAUGGUGAUCUCGCACUACCCGGGAGAGGAAGUCAAUGCUGGAAGAAUUGGUCUGACCAUCGUUCUUGCAGGGAUGCUCGGGGCCAUGAUCUCAGGCAUCUGGCUGGAUAGAUCCAAAACCUACAAGGAGACAACCCUGGUGGUAUAUAUCAUGACUUUGGUGGGCAUGGUGGUGUACACCUUGACCUUGAACUUGGGACACCUGUGGGUAGUGUUCAUCACAGCUGGCACAUUGGGCUUCUUUAUGACUGGCUAUCUCCCUCUGGGAUUUGAGUUUGCUGUGGAGUUGACAUAUCCUGAAUCAGAAGGCAUAUCAUCUGGCCUACUCAACAUGUCUGCCCAGGUAUUUGGGAUCAUCUUCACCAUCUCCCAGGGCCAGAUUAUUGACAACUAUGGAACCACACCAGGGAACAUCUUCCUAUGUGUGUUCCUCACACUUGGAGUGGCUCUCACUGCAUUCAUCAGGGCAGAUCUCCGAAGACAAAAAGCAAACAAAGAAACUCCUGAGAAUAAACCGCAGGAGGAGGAGGAGGACAGCACUACCAGCAAAGCGCGGGCUACUAUAUCGGAGGAGCAUCUCUGA
Messenger RNA from Orycteropus afer afer, 1599 nucleotides. RefSeq names its product FLVCR heme transporter 2 (gene FLVCR2). Gene Ontology annotation, molecular function: heme transmembrane transporter activity; heme binding. Gene Ontology annotation, biological process: heme export; transmembrane transport. Bases 1 to 1599 code for a protein of 532 amino acids. The record is from RefSeq and is a predicted model, not a curated record. The transcript is spliced from 10 exons. Gene Ontology annotation, cellular component: membrane. Lineage: Eukaryota; Metazoa; Chordata; Mammalia; Tubulidentata; Orycteropodidae.